AUGGCCAACUCUUCGGUGUCUCGUGAUGUCGUGGACAAUUCCGACGCAGCUGCCACUGCAAACACUGCCGCUAUACUCCCUGAUGAUCAGCCAAUCAUGACACCGCAAGAUAUCGAGGCACUUUUUGCGAGUGGCAAACAUCGACUGCUGCAACAAGUACGCACUGUAGUCUCGGGCGAUGAUGAUGAUGAUGACGAUGACGAGUCGUUGCUCCCUGAAGAGGAACUAUCAUGGCGAGUUGAACAGCUGAGUCAUGUGCUGUCGACGUUGCGCAAACUCCUCGAAACAGGAAGUACAGAGCUCGACGCCAUUGCUCAAAAGUUGGGAGAUGGCAGCAGAGAUGCAUCAUGGCGACUGCCUCUGGGGCAGUCUGGAAUUCUCGGCUUUUUUCUUGGGCUGAUCGGAAAAGAUGGACUUCGGCAGACAGUCACAUUACAUGCACUGCGUGUGAUUGGCAACUCAUGUGCUGAUACAGAACAAGACGAGAAUCGUGCUCGAGUGGUUGCCUCCAACUGCAUGCCGAGAAUUGUGAAUCUCAUCAACGACGACUCAAUGCUUGCAUUUGCGAUACCAGUCUUGUUCAAUAUUUGUGUCGACUAUGAGCCCACUCAAGUAGCCGCCUACAAGGCCGGCAUCAACCCUGAGCUUGUGACACUCAUUUCGAGCCCAAGGGUUGCAAAUGCUAAUGCUUUCAUCGGCUACAUCUGCAAGCUCCUGGCCUUGGUAGCAAAUCAAGAGCCCGAGGCAAAUUCGGUACACCCGGCAACACCCUUUGUCCUACUCAAGCUUGCGACAAGCCCAGAGUCUCUUGCCGACGUGGAAGACUUCCUUGGUCCGGCUUCGGUAGCUUUGACUUAUCUUUCCAACGAGACAUUUCAGGAAGCCUUUCUCCAAACUCCCAACUCGAUAUCUUUGUUUCUCAGGGCAUUCUCCGAAGCUUGCAUCACUCUCAACCUGAAUACAUCGGAUCCGGAUGAGAUCUCAGAAUUGAGAAAAGUUAAAUCCAUCUUUACGCAAGCAUUGGCAGAUCUUUCGGCACACGCUCUAUUCGCAGCGGCAUGUCCUAUUGGCAGCCCAGAAAUACAAACCCUACAGAAAUGGAUCGGUAGUUCUCAAUCAGAUCUUCAGAGUGCUGCUUGUCUCGCCCUGGGCAACAUUGCUCGCUCAGACGAUGUAUGCAUUGCCCUUGUCCAGAAGAUGGCGAUCCACCGUUCAUUGGCGGCUACCAUUUCCAACCCUUCAAUCACGGAUGCACAACUUCUGCAUUCGACAUUGAGCUUUCUCAAGAACUUGGCUAUUCCACUGGUCAACAAAGUUACCAUUGGCGAUGCGGGGCUCUUGGAGCCAAACGCUCUUCCUCGAAUCUGGGAGCUUGAUACACAGAUCCAGGUACAAUUCACAUCAGUGUCUCUGACGAGAUUACUAUUGGUAUCGAGCCCCGAAAAUGUAAAGAGGAUAUGUGCACCCUUAAGCGCAGAUCCGGCUUCUCCGGCAUAUGAGAAGACAUAUUUACACAAUCUCUUGAAGCUUUUUAUACGGUCUGAUCAAGAACCCACCAAGACUGAGGCAGCACGGGCUACUGCAGCAGUGUUAAGGAUCCUCCACUCUUCAGAAGACCCUUCAUCACUUCUGCCUGUGCCGUCCACAACACCAUCCGCAAGUUCGUCGCCAGACCAGUACGUCAACUCACCUGGUUCCUCGCCAGAGCCAACUGGACAGAAUUCACAAGCACUGUCGAUGACGGCUCCAUCCGCGCUGGAGGCUUUCUACAACAACCAUGACACGAUUCCUGACGCACUCAUAUUCCUGGGAACUCGGGAGAAGUUUCCCGUCUUGAGAUCUGAUCUCUGGUUUGUGAUGGCGCUCAUGUCUCGCUCUGCGCGUGGUGCCGAUCUUGUCGCCACAUGCCUGCAGAACAUUGAGCUCCUCCGCGCCCUGAUACAGACCGUGACCGGCCAUGACAUGCUUGCCGGGAAGGAGUCGGAAUUGAUCGCGGCAGACGGAGCUUUGCACGGGUCUGCAAUCACUGAGUCUGUACCUCCACAAAACCUUAUUGCGGGCCAAGAAGACACGGGCAUUCCUGGCAUCUCGAGCCUUCCAGGUGUUCCCAAUGGCCUCGAGCCACAGCAAGUCGACCCUGCCAAGAAAGCAGGCAUGGCUCGUGUAGACCGCGAGAAUGGACUCGUCCUCAUUGCCGAGCUGCUCCAGCGUUGUCCAGAGAAGUUGCGCAUCCUACCUCAAGAAACGUUCCGCGAGAUACUCAAAACGGGAGGCGAGCAAGUCCUUAGCGACCGAGCCGGGGGCUCAGAUGGUUCGCAAUGA
Molecule: messenger RNA, 2322 nt
Organism: Pestalotiopsis fici W106-1
Lineage: Eukaryota; Fungi; Ascomycota; Sordariomycetes; Amphisphaeriales; Sporocadaceae
Exons: 4
Coding region: 1-2322 (773 amino acids)
Biological process (GO): positive regulation of GTPase activity
Cellular component (GO): cytosol
Molecular function (GO): guanyl-nucleotide exchange factor activity
Source: RefSeq, a predicted model, not a curated record